This is a messenger RNA of Durotheca rogersii, 1069 nucleotides long. RefSeq lists its product as uncharacterized. The record is from RefSeq and is a predicted model, not a curated record. The transcript has a single exon. The coding region runs from base 1 to 882 and encodes 293 amino acids. Lineage: Eukaryota; Fungi; Ascomycota; Sordariomycetes; Xylariales; Xylariaceae.
AUGAGUGCCAGCAGCGACUUCACGCACUACCCGCUCGCGGCCCCGCCGCCGGCCGCCUCGCGGCCCUUCGCGGGCAAGCUCGACGAGAUCCGGGCGCAGCACACGGCGUUCUGGGCGCAGCCGGCGGCGGCGGGCGACGCGCGGGCGUUCCUGCGGGGCGACGCGGCGCACGCGUACGCGACUCGGAGCGCGGUGGCGCCGCCGGGGGCGGCCGCGGGCGCGGCGGGGCCGCACGCGCUGCCGGGGUGGGUGCGGGCGUGGACGCCGUUCACGGGUUUCGCGGGCCCGGUGCUGGCGGAGGACGAGCAGGUGGUGAUCGUCGGCAACCGGUCGUCGUUCGACGCGGCGCAGUACGGCGGCGCGGCCGGCGGCGGGGGGCGCGCCGGCAUGUCCGCGCUGCACCUGCUCGGCCUGCCCAAGGCGAACCUGUACAACGGCGUGAGCCUGACGCCGCGGACCGCGCGCGUCGUCGACGCCGUCGCGGCGCUGUUCCGCGCGCGGUGGCGCGAUAGCGCCGCCUUCCGCGAGGCCGUCUUCGCCCACCAGCUCGCCGCCGUCGACCGCCGCGAGCGGGAGGCCGCCGCCGCCAACCGGCCCGACGCCGCCGAGCGAGCCGACGACGCGCGCGUGCGCUGGGGCGAGCUCCUGCCCGCCCUCGACGCCCUCGACGCUGACAACGACUUCACCUUCGGCCUCCACCUCUGGCCCGACCACAGCGUCGCUCACCUGCACGUGCACAUCCUCGCGGCGGGUGAGGAGGCCCGCCAGUACAGCACGCGCGUGCACGACCGCAAGACCAAGGACGCCUUCGAGGUCCGCGACUACGUGCUCAACGAGGUGGCCGAGCGCCCCGAGCUGUACGAGCCCGCUGAGCAGGAGUAGAGAGCAUAUCGCUUUCUCCCUCCCGAACUCAUCAGCCACGGUAAGUAACAGGUAAACGCGCUUAAAAUGCCUUAUUAGAGACGCCGUAGACGUAGAACUAGACUGAUCCCUCGCGGGAUCGCAGUAACCCUAGAAAAGGUCAGACUCGUUUUAUAACAUAAUACACAAAGUCUUACGCUAUCCGUAU